Molecule: messenger RNA, 2100 nt
Organism: Magnusiomyces paraingens
Lineage: Eukaryota; Fungi; Ascomycota; Dipodascomycetes; Dipodascales; Dipodascaceae
Exons: 2
Coding region: 1-2100 (699 amino acids)
Biological process (GO): cGMP catabolic process; negative regulation of glucose mediated signaling pathway; cAMP catabolic process
Molecular function (GO): 3',5'-cyclic-GMP phosphodiesterase activity; 3',5'-cyclic-AMP phosphodiesterase activity
Source: RefSeq, a predicted model, not a curated record
AUGGCUACUACCUUAAACAACCGUCACGCCUUUCAGGUCAUCAUCCUUGGUUCUCAUGGUGGUCCCAUUGAUUCAAAAACAUCUUGUUAUCUCGUCCAUUCAACCAGCGCCUCUUGGUCCAAAAACUCUUUACUGGCCAUUGAUGCAGGCGCUUUAGCCUCUGGGAUUUUAGACAUUCUCACAAACCAACUUCUUAUAAACCAACCCUUUCUCGAUCCAAACUUACGUGCCCUCUACACUAAUCUUUUUGCGUCCCGACUCCCGCUAACCCCACAAAUAUACGCGCGCAAUGGGCUGGCCCCAGAGGAACGCCAAACUCCUAUCUUCCCACCUGAAACAAUGCCAUUCUCUAAACCCAUUGAAAAUACUUGGUACAUUAUAAACACCCUUAUUUCAACCAUAUGUGUCACGCACCCACAUCUCGAUCACAUUGCAGGGCUCGUCAUCAACUCGGGCAACUUCUCCUUCGAGUCUCCGAAAACCGUGGCUGGUUUGCCCUCUACAAUUGAUGCUUUGGCUUCUCAUAUUUUUAACGGUAUCAUAUGGCCGAACCUUACUACAGAAGGUGUCGACCCCGUGGGUCUAUUUUCCAUGAAGCGCCUCAAUCCAGAAAGAUCCUUUUUUUAUACACAAGCUCAUUCUUCUCGUCAUGAAACUUCUGGACCCUUUUCCCCAUCUUACUCUCUAGCUACAAAAAGAACAAUUAGUGGCCAUGAUAUUAGCAGACACGAUUCACAUGCUAAUAGUUCUGCAACUUCUGCAUCUACUCCUACUACUACAGGGUGUGGUGGUGGUGGUGGUGGUGGUGGAGGCGGACGCGGAGGAGGGGGCGGCAGUAGUAAUAACAGUGGCAGCAGUAUUAGCAGCAGCACUACAACCACCAUUGGUAGUAGUACCACUAACAGCGUCACGGAUGUCGGAGAAGGUGGGUACUGCAGUUCCAAUGUAGUAAUAACAAAACGCUCCACAGCACCAUCAUCCCACGACAAGCCUGAAGAGCACAAGAAAAAUGAAGGGAAGGUUCAGUCGUCAUCAGUAAACUCUCCAACAACAACAACGACCCCUCAGAUUCCAGUUCUUUCAAAUACAACACUGGCAGAAAAUCUGGCGGUAUUACCGUUCCCAAUUUCCCACGGAACUAUUUGUCAGUCGGGCUUUGCUCGCCGCAAGUCAUCCAUCUCAGGACUCCUGACCUUCAACAAACCAUCAGGAAGACAAACAAGUCCCUCGACAUCUUCAUCACAAUCAUCAAAUACAGCUACAGCUACUGUUUCAUCGGUAUUGGCUGCUGGUAGCAUUGUGCCACGAAGGUCUUCUAAUGGUUUGACCAAUGCUUCAACCAAACCAAUCUCAAGUCUCAUUGCACCCAAAGGCCCUCUUGCGUCGUCAACAACAACAGCAACAACAACAACAUCAUCAUCAUCAUCUUCUUUUUCCAGUUCACCUGGCUCUCCCCUCUCUGCAACUGCUCCUAUUUGUCCGCCAAUGUCUACAAAUGCAACUGCAACAACUUUAGCUUCUUGUUCUACUUCUUCUUCGUCAUCUUCGCCGUUCCACCAUUCUACCACGAAAACAACAUACAUCUCCACUGCUUACUUUAUUCAAGACACGGUUUCCAAGUCACACAUAUUGAUUUGGGGUGACGUCGAGCCUGACUCUGUAUCGCAAACUCCGCGCAAUAUUUAUGUAUGGAAGCAUGCUGCGCUUUUAUUUUCUCAGAAUGCGCUGGCCGGUGUGUUUAUCGAAUGUUCAUAUCCGUUUUCCCACGAAGAAUUAUUUGGUCACUUUUCAACUCGUCACUUAAUUGCUGAACUUGUCACACUUUCUAAGUUUGUUCAAGACCCAAAUUUGAAAUCUUUAAAGGGUCUUACCAUUGUUAUUAUACAUGUCAAGGAUGAUGAUCCACUCGAAGCUGUUCCACCACCAUUAAAUCAUAAUUCAGCCAGACAUUCAAAUGAAACUUUCGGCUACCCCAAUCCUAAUUUAGAAUCCUCGAGCACUCCUUCCCUCAUUUAUCAAGAGCUCAUUGCAUACUCCAGAGAAGCUGGCUUGGAAUGCACUUUUAAGAUUGCAACUCCAGGUCUUUGCUUAUAUCUGUGA